AUGGCAGAGUUCAGAUUAUUCAACCACCAGCUCCCCUUUCUCCUCUUCGAUGAAGAGAUGGACAUUAAUGUUUUCUGCAGAGCUUGCCAAGUACCUGUUGGGGGAUUAACCUAUACUCGUACUUCUUGUGACAUCUUCCUUCACAAAACAUGCGUCGAUUUCCCCCAAGAGAUUCAAGAUCCACUUAAUAACUGUGAAGACCAUCUAAUACUCAUGGCACAGGAACAUUCUUAUAAAUGCAUGGCAUGUGAUCUGAAUUGUUUUGCCUUUUCAUUCCAUUGUAACUCCUGCAAAUUUGAGGUACACUUUUCAUGUGCUUCGAUUCGUGGUCUCCACAAAAGUGAAGGUCCUGACCCCAAAAACUACAAGCAUGACAGUCAUGAACAUUUUUUGGGUAUUGUAUACUGCACAGAGACUGUACAAGAAAUCCCUUACCGUCGUAGUAAAAAGACUAGAGUAAGAUUUGGUAAUAUCCUUGCAAUGCUUGUUUGUGCUAACUUGGAAUCUACCAUCAAGCAUGAAUGCCACUAUGAUCCUCUAAUUCUGGCUUAUGCACUAGAAGAAGAUCUGGAUUCUGUUGCUUGGAAAGGUGCUGGUCUUCGUGAGAAUCCAGCUCAAAGCUUACUAAGAUCUGCUUGGAAAAAUGCUUCUACUUACUGA
Molecule: messenger RNA, 660 nt
Organism: Populus nigra (black poplar)
Lineage: Eukaryota; Viridiplantae; Streptophyta; Magnoliopsida; Malpighiales; Salicaceae
Product: protein VACUOLELESS GAMETOPHYTES-like
Exons: 3
Coding region: 1-660 (219 amino acids)
Source: RefSeq, a predicted model, not a curated record